Messenger RNA from Vitis vinifera (wine grape), 1653 nucleotides. RefSeq names its product cytoplasmic tRNA 2-thiolation protein 2. Gene Ontology annotation, biological process: tRNA wobble position uridine thiolation. The coding region runs from base 1 to 1407 and encodes 468 amino acids. The record is from RefSeq and is a predicted model, not a curated record. Gene Ontology annotation, molecular function: tRNA binding; sulfurtransferase activity. Gene Ontology annotation, cellular component: cytosol. The transcript is spliced from 7 exons. Lineage: Eukaryota; Viridiplantae; Streptophyta; Magnoliopsida; Vitales; Vitaceae.
AUGGCCUGCGGCGCCGGAAAUUGUCAGUCCGGUUGCUUCCGGGACGACGACGACUCGGUCGUGACGGAGAAGAAGAAGUUAACCAAUCGGACUCUUUCAAGUGGCAGCGAUAUCGACCUUCCCAAUCACCAUAAUCUCUGCCUCAAGUGCAAGGUGAACGAGACCCUCGCCUCCUCCGGCACAGUCUCGGUCGACGGGGACAUUGGCCGAUUUUGCUUCGAUUGCUUCCGCGGCAAUCUAUUCGGCAAGUUCAAACUCGCCGUCACCUCCAACGCUAUGAUUUCCCCAACGGAUAACGUUCUUGUCGCCUUCUCCGGCGGUCCUUCUUCCAGGGUGGCGUUGCAAUUUGUACAUGAGAUGCAGCAUAAAGCGCAGAAGAAUUUUGACGCAAGUAGAGAUAGAUCAUUACCUGUAUUUGGUGUUGGCGUUGCUUUUGUCGAUGAAAGUGCAGUUUCUCGGAUUCCUUCCGAUGAAUUUGACAAAGCAAUUCAAGAUAUGAAAUCGAUUGUUUCAAAUUUAGCUCCUCCAGAUAAAGCCUUUCACGUUGUUCCCAUUGAAAGUGUAUACUCUUCAAAUGGAAGGGAUAGAUUGGAAGAGUUGCUGAAUGCUGUUAAGGACGUAACAGGGAAGGAAGAUCUUUUGCAGCAUCUGCGGAUGUUGUCAUUGCAAAAGAAUGCUUAUGAAAAUGGGUAUACCAAACUUCUUUUGGGAUCAUGCACAUCGAGGAUUGCUUGCCAUGUGAUUUCUGCAACUGUGAAGGGCCAAGGUUACUCCUUACCAGCAGAUAUACAAUAUGUUGAUGCAAGGUGGGAGAUCCCUGUAGUGCUUCCACUUCGUGACUGUCUUGCACAAGAGCUGAACAUGCUUUGUCGGCUUGAUGGUUUGAAGACCAUGGAGGUGCUUAAUAGUCCUCAUUCUGGCAUCAAUGGCUUGGUUGCAUCGUUUGUUACACUUUUGCAGGAAGAGAACCCUUCUCGAGAAUGCACGAUAGUAAGAACAGCUGGAAAGUUGACUCCAUUUCAUUUCAAUCAGAUUCCAGAAAGUGAUGACUCUAAUGUCCAUUUGGCAUCCCGACGGCGUCAAAAGAAAUUCAAUCUCAAGCCUAAUGAAUCUGUACCCCCAGAGUCAUAUUGUCCUAUCUGCAAUAGCCCACUUAGCAAAUCUGAUCAUAUAAAUUUGAGCAGUCUUGGGAGUGAUCAAACAAAUGCUGAUAUUUUUGGGGCUACUUGUUGCCCAAGUUGCCAGUUUCAGAUACUUCCCAAAGAACCUGUGUCUAUGGAGCAUUUUUAUUCCCUUCUUCCCCAGCAGUUUGUUGUUCAAGCGAAGGACAGAAGCUUUAGUAUGCAGAGACAGCUAAGGGAGCAAAUACAAGAUUUCCUGCUAUCCGAUAGCGAAGAUGGAACCUGAACUCAAAACUCUUAAGGCUUGUCCCAUUUCGGAUGUAGGUUUUCUUCUACGUGGAAGCUUUCGAAAGAUGGUGAUACUUGCACCUACAACUGUUAGAAACAUGUCGCAUUUGGAGGCUUCCAUUCUUGCAGAUUAUGUAGUGAUUUUUUUUUUUCAAAUAAUUAAUGUGACAGAUAUAAGGAGUUUCUUGAUUUAUAGAAAGUGCUGCAGAUAUAGAAAGCUGGGAAUUCUCCUGAGUUACCAAGA